Xylaria bambusicola is the source of this 3306-nucleotide messenger RNA. RefSeq lists its product as uncharacterized. The record is from RefSeq and is a predicted model, not a curated record. The transcript has 4 exons. Bases 1 to 3306 code for a protein of 1101 amino acids. Gene Ontology annotation, cellular component: nucleus. Gene Ontology annotation, biological process: aromatic amino acid catabolic process; positive regulation of transcription by RNA polymerase II. Lineage: Eukaryota; Fungi; Ascomycota; Sordariomycetes; Xylariales; Xylariaceae. Gene Ontology annotation, molecular function: DNA-binding transcription factor activity, RNA polymerase II-specific; zinc ion binding.
AUGUCACAGCAGCUUCCCUUCCCUUCCUCCACCGCGUCGCCACCGUCGUCGUCCCAACAUCUUCACCAUCGCCAGCUCCAUCAUGCGACGACGACGACGACGACAACCCCCGCCGAGCCAACUGCCCCUGGUGCCGCCAUCUCCGCCGUAGCCAGGAGCACGUCUCCCCCUCCCUCUCGGCUCCCUCAUCCUGGUUCUGCUGCUUCUGCCGAGGCAUCUUCCCAUGCGGGCAGCGCGGCUCAGGACGCCAAUGCCGACAGCGCGAAUGGUAGUAACCACAAUAGAAGUAACAGUUCCGGCCCAGCCCAGUCACAGCACAAACGCGUCUACCAAGCCUGUAUCCCUUGCAGACGCCGCAAGGUUCGCUGCGAUCUAGGCAGCGUUGACAACCCUCAUGACCCCCCUUGUAUGCGCUGCCGUCGCGAGAGCAAGGAGUGCUUCUUCAGCGCCACGCGCCGUAAGCGCAAGAACGAUGAUGACGCCGAGGAGUACCAGGAUGAGUACAUCAUCCGCAAUGGCCGGAAGCGCCACUAUCUCGACGGCACACCUCCCGUCGCCACCGAGGAGGAGCGGACGAAGCCUUUCAAUCCUGUGCCCUUGACGCCCGGUGGCUCCGUGGGCAGGAAUCAGCCCCUCAGACGCACUGAUGGCAUUCACGAUAUCCACCCUUCCGCUACUGAUGACCCGCGCCGCGCCAGCUAUGCAGAAUCUGUAGAAGAUUCUAAUGCCCAGUUGGAGAAUCUCGAGGCCCAGAAUGUGAUGAGGAAGGGCAUGUAUGGGCCUCAUGAUGCGCUCGAUCUUCUAUACAAGGCUGCUACCGAUAAUCCACAUACGAUACAGACCCAUCAAGAAGCUACUCCUACUACGACUAUCACGCCAACCAUACUUCAGCCUGCUUCUCUAGCCUCACCACCUGGACGGAAGACCACUCAUAUCCAGGCUCCCAUUCGUGAUAGUCGACCACAGAUACGGACUGCUAAGUCGGCGGAUCCUAUCGACCCACGUUUAUUACCUUCUGACACCCAAGAUGAGAAAGCUCAGAUCGAAGCCCGCCUCAAUGUUGAACACGAACCUGGUUAUCGGGAGGCCCUUGGUGCCUGGGCUAGGUUUCGAUUUGUUCGAGCUGGUUGGUUCACCAAGGAGGAAGCCAUCAAAUAUAUUGUAUACUACUAUGAGUAUCUAUCUCCUAUGACACCGGUCUCUCCACCUACAUUUCGUAGUCCUGGAUCUCAUAUCACUCUACUAACCGAGGAGCCCAUCCUUGCGGUUACCUUGCUCACCAUCGCGUCGAGGUAUUAUAGCAUCACUACCACGGGAGGUCAUUGCCGGUCACAUGCCAUCCAUGAAGAGCUUUGGAGGUAUCUCCGGAGAAUGGUUGAAAGAUGCCUGUGGGGUCAAGAGGCUUUUGGUGGAGGCUUCUGCGGAUCGGGUGCGGAUGAUUCCCAGACCUCAAGUACAGCGCCGUGGCGUGGCUUGCGCAAGGGCAGUUUGCGAACGCUAGGCACUAUUGAGUCACUCAUGAUUCUAACUGAAUGGCACCCUCGAGCCCUUCACUUCCCGCCCGAGGAGGCUAUCGAUGAGCUUAUGCUUCCGUCCCGUGACCUCCGUAUGUCGAUUUCCGGGGAAGAUGACGCCGCAGCACGACCCGGUGGUAAUGUUGGUGGGCAGAGAAUUGAGAGCUGGCUUGAACCCGCAUGGAGAAGUGACCGCAUGUGUUGGAUGCUGCUCAGCAAUGCUCUGGGUCUAGCUUACGAAUUAGGCGUUUUCGAUGAUAUUGAUGAGCUACUAGCCGCUAACGCCAUCACACGACCUGAAUAUGAAGAUGAGGCGUACCGUCUUCGCGCGAUGCGCAUCAAACGACUACUUUUGAUAUACCUCACACAGCUGGCCGGCCGUCUUGGUUGGACCAACAUGGUACCAGAGAGCAUCAGGACUACGGAUCCUGUCUUCUCUAAUAACAGACGUCCGGUUACUAAUGAGGGUACGACGCCUGGAACUAAUCCAUCUGUGCUCUCAAACACUUUUAGCUAUGUACCUGACGUCGAAUUAGAUGACCAAAUCAUCCAGUGUUGGGUCGGCGUAAGCAAUGCCAUGCAUCUAGGAAAUGAAAGAAUUUUCAAGUCUCGAAAACACACAACCGAGAUAAUACAGAGCGGCAGGUAUACUAGCAUACUCAAAGACUUUCAACCUAUCCUACGAGAGUGGUGGCGCGAGUUCGAGCGAUUCCGUCUUCCCGAGUUUACGCGUCACAUUCUAAUUAUCGAGUAUGAAUAUGUGCGGAUAUAUAUCAACUCGCUUGCGCUGCAGGCCGUCGUGGAACGAUGCACAACGAAUGCAACGGGCGCCUCUUCCACUAACAACGGCCCUCAUGGCACUCGUGCACAUGGGAAUUCUGAGUUAUCACCGCAGACACAAAAUUACCUAGGCAACUUACCAAUUGGGCACCUAGGUGGAUUCGGCGCAGAGGACCAAGAAUAUAUAAGAGAAGUCGUUUCAGGUUGUAGGAGCCUGCUGCGAACCGUUGUAGAUGGUUUAUUCAAAGGCGGCUAUCUCAAACACGCCCCCGUUCGUACAUACUUCCGAAUCAUCAGCGGGGCCAUGUUUCUCCUCAAGACGUUUGCGCUUGGCGCACCCAAGUCAGACGUCGAGACCAGCAUCAGCCUACUGGAUAGGACUGUGCACGCGCUGCGGACCUGUGUUGUAGACGACAUUCACCUAGGCACACGAUUUGGUGACUUGCUCGAAUCACUCACGACACGACUUCGAGAUCGUUUCAAGUUCGCCGCUACCACUGCUGUAGAUGGGAAGAACUCGGUGCCUAACGGCGAUUUCGGCAAGGCUCGUAGCAUCAACGGCCACUUGGCGCCAAUAAGCAUGGAGAAUGGAUUUUCAAGCCAUGGCGUCAAAUUGAGGGAUGGUCUCUUAGUACCGGAACGCUCAUCGACUCCCUCGGGCAAUAUCUCAGCCACGCCCUUCGACAUAUCCUCCGGAAACUUCCAUUUCCCCGUCGGCAACGCGAACAUGUUCGGGGCGGGGCUCAACCAGGCUUCUUCCUCCAGCGGCGUAUUGGACUCCUCGUCUGCCGCGGCGACAGGUCUCAGUGAUAAUAUAUUCGAGCCAGGCGCAGACUGGACCACGGACGAGAUGUGGUAUCUCCCGCCCGGCGCGGGCCUGUUCCAGAACGUGGGGGAGAACUCCAACGUCACUAUGACGGACCAGGGCGUCAAUGUCGGCGGGAUCGACCUGCUCGAGUUCAUGGCUAUGGAUCCGCCGAACUUUAAUAAUCUUGAUACUGGCGGAUAUUAG